CGAACUCACCAUCUCGCCAUCACCACCGCCAAUUCAUAGUCAUGCCCUCUCUGCUGCUCCCAACGCCAGCUUCUUCACCGGGUAUUAAGGCCUAUUACCAGGCCAAAAUCGAGGCCGCAGAGAUAACGAUCAACUCGAAGACUCAGAACCUGCGUCGGCUGGAGGCUCAGAGAAAUGCUCUCAACGCACGAGUACGCUUGUUGAGAGAGGAGCUACAGCUUCUUCAGGAACCGGGGAGCUAUGUUGGCGAAGUUGUGAAGGUCAUGGGGAAGAACAAGGUGCUGGUGAAGGUCCAGCCUGAAGGCAAAUACGUUGUCGAUGUCGAUCCAGAGAUCGUCCUCUCCACUCUCACUCCUUCCUUGCGUGUCUCACUGCGCUCCGACUCCUAUCAGAUUCACAAGAUCCUUCCGAACAAAGUCGACCCGCUCGUCUCCCUCAUGAUGGUUGAGAAAGUUCCCGACAGCACCUACGAGAUGGUCGGUGGUUUGGACAAGCAGAUUAAGGAGAUUAAGGAGGUCAUUGAGCUGCCUGUCAAACACCCGGAGCUGUUCGAGGCGCUCGGUAUUGCCCAACCAAAGGGAGUUCUGCUGUAUGGCCCUCCAGGUACUGGGAAGACUCUUCUCGCACGUGCUGUGGCUCAUCACACCGACUGUCGUUUCAUCCGUGUCUCCGGCUCUGAGCUCGUCCAGAAGUAUAUCGGCGAAGGCUCCCGGAUGGUGCGUGAGCUGUUCGUCAUGGCCCGCGAACAUGCCCCAAGCAUCAUCUUUAUGGAUGAGAUCGACUCUAUUGGCUCAUCGCGCGGUGAGAGUGGGUCCGGUGGCGGCGACUCAGAGGUGCAGCGCACUAUGCUCGAACUGCUCAACCAAUUGGACGGGUUCGAGCCAACAAAGAAUAUCAAGGUUAUCAUGGCAACAAACCGAAUCGACAUCCUCGACUCUGCGCUCCUGCGCCCUGGGCGGAUAGACCGGAAAAUUGAGUUCCCGCCACCUGGGCCGGAAGCGCGUGUCAGUAUCCUGCGCAUCCACUCGCGGAAGAUGAGCCUGCAGCGUAACAUCAACCUCCGCGCUCUGGCGGAGAAGAUGGGACAGUGCUCGGGUGCCGAAGUACGGGGUAUUUGUACGGAAGCUGGCAUGUAUGCACUACGUGAACGCCGACAGCAUGUCACGCAGGAAGACUUCGAGUUCGCGAUCGCCAAGGUGCUCAAGAAGGGGCAGGAGGCCAACACGUCGGUCAACAAGCUGUUCUCGUAGUUUCAUCUUCAGUGUGGUUACCAAUAUAUCCGCUUUACAUCACCGCUGAGUCAUCAGUCCCUUGAUUGGGCACAUUCCUUGCUAUCGGGCUGAUACAAUCAUGGCCUGCUCCCUUCAUUUUCAUUGACCUGAGGCUUAUGUAAUCACAGGGCUAGUCCAAAGAGAACUGCCAGUGGAUAUUACAUAAAGCACUCCACACCCUCCGCGUUCAAUCGCUUCAAGUUUGCUUUCCCCUCGUAGCAACUCGCCACACCACCAACGACACAAAGGUAGUUACUGCCUGGGCAGUUAUGUGAUGACCUAAACCCUUUCGACUUUGCCGGGUCACACCUACAGGCAAAGUCAUGCCAUUAGCACGGGUGCAGCUGCUGAGGGACAAUAAACGCACCCAGGGCCGAGACGGGGAGGCUUGGGCUUCUUGAGAAGUCCUUGGUUGGAGCAGGAAAUGGCAGAGGCAAGGCCAAGGAGACAGGCGAGGAGAAAAGCGAGGGAGCGCAUUGUCUUCUGACUUGUUGGAGUAGACUGCGGUGGCCGUGGUCUAGAUGGGCCGGGAGGAGGCGAGGCGAUUAAACGUGAGUAAGAUACUCGACCGAUGAGAAGAGGCCGUUCGGAGAUGUGGGCAGAGCGGCCUGCGCUGCUGGGUUCGAUGAUGUUAAGAUGAUGAUGAAGAUGCGGAAAAUAAUAGGACUACUUAUACUCUCUCUCAGGACGAUCCAGUGUUUUCCGUCCUUCUGGAAGGGUAUAUUCUUGGUCUGAUGUACCAUGGACUGAGGCGAACAGGUAGUGCAUCUCUGUAUUCAUACAGUUUCAUCACCACAUCUAGGGCAAGACGCACGGCCCAUCAUCCACAGCGGAAGACUGGAUCCAGUC
Molecule: messenger RNA, 2120 nt
Organism: Dacryopinax primogenitus
Lineage: Eukaryota; Fungi; Basidiomycota; Dacrymycetes; Dacrymycetales; Dacrymycetaceae
Product: 26S proteasome regulatory complex ATPase RPT6
Exons: 4
Coding region: 42-1250 (402 amino acids)
Biological process (GO): proteasome-mediated ubiquitin-dependent protein catabolic process
Cellular component (GO): proteasome regulatory particle, base subcomplex
Molecular function (GO): ATP binding; ATP hydrolysis activity; proteasome-activating activity
Source: RefSeq, a predicted model, not a curated record